ACACACACACACCACACACACACACAGCAUCCACUUUUUCUCAGAUCACUUUUUUGGUAAGUAUUAUUUUCUUCACAGAAUCUCCAAAUUUUCUCGAGAAAACACAAUCCUUGUCUUAGCCAGAUCUUUAAAAUUCCCCAAAUUCUUGCCGCACAUAUCGUUGCCACCCCAUACUCUUUCUCUCUUUCUCCCUCCUACUUUAUUAUUGCUGCUGCUGCUGCUGCUGCUAUUCUUUCUCUCCAAAGUCUAUUUUUUUCCCCGUUAAUUAUUUCAAAGACUUUACCUUCCUCUCUCUCUCUCUCUCUCUCUCUCUACUUCCUUUCUCUUCACUUUCUCAAGAUAAUGCAGUUUCGUGAUUUGCAAACCCUAGUUUCCCUUCGCUGAUUAAUGGGGUUUUCUUAGAUUUUCAAGUAACAUCUUAGUUUGCUCGGUUGCUAAGUAGAUUGGGUUACAAAAGAUAUCUUUUCUUUUAUUUUGCUUUUCAAUUUUGAGGCAUUUACUGAAUCAUUUAGAGUGGUCUUUCAGUGAUCUGGGUUUUUUUUUUUUUUGACAAGGAAGAGUCUUAGGUCACUUUAGUUGGUGAAUUUUGACUGCGAACUUGAAAGAAAAAAGGGGGGGGUCUUUUUUUUCUUUCCUUUAUUCGUUUGGUGGAUUAUAAUAUUUGAUUGAGAUUGUUAGAUCAUGGAUCGUGUGAUUGGUGGCAAGUUUAAGCUUGGGCGGAAGAUCGGUAGUGGGUCCUUUGGUGAACUUUAUUUAGGUAUAAAUGUACAGAGUGGAGAGGAAGUGGCUGUUAAGUUGGAAUCUGUGAAAACCAAGCACCCCCAGCUUCAUUAUGAAUCAAAACUAUACAUGCUACUUCAAGGAGGAACGGGUAUUCCUCAUCUCAAAUGGUUUGGUGUUGAGGUUGAUUACAAUGUCAUGGUUAUUGACCUUCUUGGACCAAGUCUUGAAGACUUGUUUAAUUAUUGCAAUCGGAAGUUAUCUUUGAAAACGGUGUUGAUGCUUGCAGAUCAAUUAAUAAAUAGAGUUGAAUAUAUGCACUCACGGGGUUUUCUUCACCGUGACAUCAAGCCUGACAACUUUUUGAUGGGUUUAGGGCGCAAAGCAAAUCAGGUCUACAUUAUUGACUAUGGCCUUGCAAAAAAGUACAGAGAUCUGCAAACACACAAGCAUAUACCAUAUAGGGAAAACAAGAAUCUCACAGGCACGGCUCGCUAUGCUAGUGUUAAUACUCAUCUUGGAGUUGAGCAAAGCAGAAGAGAUGAUCUGGAAUCCCUUGGUUAUGUGCUUAUGUAUUUUUUGAGGGGAAGCCUUCCAUGGCAGGGCUUGAAAGCUGGUAAUAAAAAGCAGAAAUAUGACAAGAUCAGUGAAAAGAAGAUGCUUGUUCCUAUAGAGGUCCUUUGCAAGAACUAUCCUUCAGAAUUUACAUCUUACUUUCAUUAUUGCCGUUCACUGCGGUUUGAAGACAAACCUGAUUAUUCAUACCUGAAGAGACUUUUCCGCGACUUGUUUAUUCGAGAAGGGUAUCAGUUUGAUUAUGUUUUUGACUGGACCAUGUUGAAGUACCCGCAGAUUGGUUCAAGUUCUAGAUCACGACCAAGUGGCAAACCAGCUGUAUACCCAGGGCCAUCUGCAGAAAGAGUGGAACGGCCAUCAGUAGGCCAGGAAGUCCAAGACAGAUUCUCUGGUGGAGUUGAGGCAUUUGCUCGAAGGAAUAGCUCUGGACAUGCUUUGCACGGCGAUCAGUCCAGGCACAGGUCCUCGGAUGAUGCGCCAUCAUCCAAGGAUGUGCAUCCUGAUUCAGAAAGGCCCCGUUCAUCAUCUCGAAAUGGAAGCACUUCAAAGAGGGCUGUCAUGUCAAGCAGCCGGCCAAGCUCUUCUGGCGAGCCUAGUGAGAAUCGGUCAAGCCGGCUGGUCUCAAGCAGUGGUCGCCUGUCAACAACCCAAAGGGUUCAACCUGGGUUUGAGUCAAAAUCAUCUUCUUUUACUCGUGCUUCAGCCACAAGUGGUGGUCGUGGCAAUGCACUUAGGAGCUUUGAACUCCUGUCUAUUGGCACAGGAAAGAGGAAAUAAGCACUGGACCUGUCUGGUACGAAGAUUUACUUGUGCAAGGGGUCAAAAUUCCCUUGUGUAUUUCUAUCAGUGUUGGGACUACAAUGGUGUGUCGCCAGUUACUGUAUAUUCAUACCCACCAUUAGGUUUCCAUCACAGCAAAAGAUCAGGGAAUCCUCGCCUUGGAAGACUGGGACUCGUCUUGUAUCCAUCUCUCUGGAGGAUUGGCAAUACAAAGGCAAGCGGACUCAAUUCUUAAAAGAGAAGAAUCAUUUCAGGGUAGGAAUUGUUCAUAUAUUUGAGAUGCUUUUAGCUCUAAUAAAUACUUGAAUUUUUCUGGAAAAAAAAAUUACAACUUCCGCAAA
This is a messenger RNA of Populus nigra (black poplar), 2417 nucleotides long. RefSeq names its product casein kinase 1-like protein 10. The transcript has 14 exons. Gene Ontology annotation, cellular component: cytoplasm; nucleus. Bases 682 to 2073 code for a protein of 463 amino acids. Gene Ontology annotation, biological process: endocytosis; peptidyl-serine phosphorylation; signal transduction. Lineage: Eukaryota; Viridiplantae; Streptophyta; Magnoliopsida; Malpighiales; Salicaceae. Gene Ontology annotation, molecular function: ATP binding; protein serine/threonine kinase activity. The record is from RefSeq and is a predicted model, not a curated record.